Molecule: messenger RNA, 1593 nt
Organism: Enterobius vermicularis (human pinworm)
Lineage: Eukaryota; Metazoa; Nematoda; Chromadorea; Rhabditida; Oxyuridae
Source: the annotation of a GenBank genome assembly
AUGAUGUCGAAAAGAUUGCUUGUUAUCCAAGUUGGUGCACUGAGCACUUGCCCGAGAAAAUGUGUUGCAUCAGGCUCGGAGGUUUCAAAAAUUUUGGAGGACAGGAUUCUCGGACAUGAAACGAAACUUAAUCUUGAAGAAACCGGAAAAGUUCUUUCUAUUGGUGAUGGUAUUGCCCGAGUUUACGGCCUAAAAAAUAUUCAGGCAGAAGAGAUGGUUGAAUUUGACUCGGGGAUGAAGGGUAUGGCUCUGAAUUUGGAACACGACAAUGUUGGUGUUGUCGUUUUUGGCAAUGAUAAAGUUAUCAGGGAGGGGGAUAUUGUUAAGCGAACUGGUGCAAUUGUUGACGUCCCUGUUGGUGAAGCUCUUCUCGGCCGUGUAGUUGAUGCUUUGGGUUCUCCAAUUGAUGGUAAGGGUCCGAUAAAAGCAAAUGAACGGUCACGUGUCGGUGUGAAAGCACCGGGGAUCAUCCCUCGUAUAGGAGUGCGUGAACCCAUGCUUACUGGUGUUAAAGCUGUUGAUUCGCUUGUCCCUAUCGGUCGUGGGCAGCGUGAACUGAUCAUUGGCGAUCGUCAGACUGGCAAAACUGCAAUAGCCAUUGACACAAUCAUCAACCAGAAACGUUUCAAUGAUGGAAGUGAUGAGAAGAAAAAGCUCUACUGUAUUUACGUUGCCAUAGGACAAAAGCGAUCUACUGUAGCACAAAUAGUUAAACGGUUGACCGAUGCAGGAGCAAUGAACUAUACUAUUAUUGUGUCUGCGACAGCUUCGGAUGCUGCUCCUUUGCAGUAUUUGGCACCAUAUUCGGGGUGUGCUAUGGGAGAGUUCUUCCGGGAUCAUGGUAAACACGCUCUCAUCAUCUAUGAUGACCUGUCGAAACAGGCUGUUGCGUAUAGGCAAAUGUCUUUGUUGCUGCGUCGGCCACCGGGGCGUGAAGCUUACCCAGGAGAUGUUUUCUAUCUUCACUCUCGAUUACUUGAGCGUGCAGCUAAGAUGAACGAUUCUCAUGGUGGCGGCUCGCUUACUGCCUUGCCAGUUAUUGAAACGCAAGCUGGUGAUGUAUCAGCAUAUAUUCCAACAAAUGUGAUCUCAAUUACUGAUGGACAGAUAUUCUUGGAAACUGAACUGUUCUACAAAGGCGUGCGGCCUGCAAUUAAUGUUGGUCUCUCAGUCUCUAGAGUGGGUUCUGCAGCGCAGACCAAAGCUAUGAAACAGGUCGCUGGUUCUAUGAAAUUAGAAUUAGCGCAGUACCGUGAAGUUGCUGCUUUUGCCCAGUUUGGUUCUGAUCUUGAUGCUGCAACUCAACAGCUUCUCAAUCGUGGUGUCCGUCUCACUGAACUGCUGAAGCAGGGGCAGUAUGUACCUAUGGCAAUUGAGGAGCAGGUUGCUGUUAUAUAUGCAGGUGUCAGAGGGCAUCUUGACAAGUUGGACCCGUCGGUGAUAACGAAAUUUGAAAGGGCCUUCUUGGCGCAUAUCCGACAAUCCCAACAAACUUUAUUAGGAACGAUUCGCGAGGAGGGAUCAAUAUCGCCGUCAACUGAGAAGAAGUUGAAAGAACUUGUUACUUCAUUCCUUGCAGGAUUCAAACCAUAA